ACAUGCACUUUCACAGGAUUUUGAAGAAUGCUUCUGCUCGCCGGUGCACUCUGAUGAUGCGAGCCUCAUGUAGUUCGUCACGGCGCCCUUUAAUGCAAGACAGCCUCCCCAAUCCUGCCUGCCUGGACAAGAUCUGCUCUAUUAGAUUGCAUUAGGUCAGUUUCUUUGGCCUAUGUUAUUGUUUUACACCAUAUUAAUCCAUUAUUUUUAACGGAGAACUAAAGACACUGACAAGUUACCAGAAAGUUCCAGAUAUCAACGAGUCAUGUCCAGAAGAAAGGUGAAGGGACUGACUCGAACAGGGCGCCAGGUGAGCGAGGACCCGGAUUUGGACAACCUGUUGUCCACACUGUCUCCAGAGGAAGUGGAAGAGCUGCAGAUAGACCUAAGUAAAGUGCCGGAUAUCAACCCAGAAGAUGAUACAGUCCUUGUCCAGGGAGAGAGCCAGACUCGGGAUCCUAAAAGAGGCAACCGAAAGGAGAGUGACUCAAAGGGGAGGCUCAGUCAAAGGGAGCAGUCACUGGAGCAGACUGAUUCAAAAGAGAGUCGGACGCAGGAGUACCUGAAGAAAACGGGCUCAAACCAGGAGGGGAAUAGUGACAGAAGAUCAAGUCUACGAAGACAAACUAGUGUGCAAAGUGAGAGCAAUGCCAGUAGGUUGGAUGAUAGAAACAACCAACGCGCUGAAAGUUUGAAGGAGGAUAGAAGUCACCUGUUAGGUAGAUCUAGACUACAAGAGAGCCACCACAGUGAAGUGAAUGAGAAGGAGAGUCUCAGUGACAAUAGACUGCAAAGAAAUAGAGAAAGUACAGGCAGCAAAGCCAAGGAUAUGAUCUCUAAGCUCCAAGAGAAGAAGGAUGACAAAGAAAAAGACAAGAGAGAGGAUUUUAGGAGACGGGAUGACAGUAAAACUAAAGAUAUCAUCUCAAAACUGAAAGAAAAAAGCGAAAAGGAUGUUGCUAAAGAUCGGGAGAGGAGAUCUGAAAACUACCGCUCUCAAGGGCUGGUUUCGAAAAUGUUGGAGAAGCAAAAUAAGAUACUGGAAAAUCAAGAAAGCAAGACAGAGGAACGUAAGACUAAAACAGAUGAGAAAAAGACAGAAGAGAGGAAGAGAAGUGAUGUCAAAUUAGAACGGCCAGUGUCAGAGAAGAGUGAUGUGGUGGUAAAACAGGCUGAGGAUUUGGUCAACCACAGUGACCAUGUAAAAGAGAAAGAUAAAAGUGCAACAGAGAAGAACACAGAGAAAGCAGAUGAGAAAAAUGGGGAUUUGAAAGGAAAGGCUAAAUCUGAAGAGGCAAAAACCAACAAAACAGAUGAGAAGAUUGUGAACUGCCUUAGUAAAGACAACCAAAAGAGUAAGAUGAAAGAGGAGGAUGAGGAUGAAGAUUCUAGUAUGUUUGAUGAACUGAUGGAGCAGGUUCGUACCAAUGACCACACCCUCAUAGAGCUCAAUGUUAACAACUCAGAAGUCAUCAAGACCAAAACACUGAUUGAGUUUGCUGAAGCUCUGAAAAACAACACUCACGUCAAGACUUUUGCGUUGGCCAACUGUCGAGCAGACGAUCAUGUGGCCUACGCCAUAGCCGGCAUGCUUAGGAACAACAAGACCAUCACAAGUCUCAAUGUGGACUCCAACCUUCUCACUGGCAAAGGUAUCUUAUCUUUAAUCCAAGCACUGCAGUACAACUCCACCCUGACUGAGCUUCGAUUCCAGAACCAACGUCAUAUCUGUGGUGGGAAAACUGAGAUGGAGAUGGUGAAGAUACUCAAAGAAAACACCACUCUGUUGAAACUGGGUUACCACUUUGAGUUGGCAGGACCCAGAAUGACCACGACUAAUAUUUUAAGUCGCAAUAUGGACCGGCAGAGACAGAAACGGUUACAAGAGCAGAAACAGGCACAGGCAAAUGGAGAGAAGAAGGAUACAUUGGAUGUUCCCAAAACAGGAAGUGGAUCUUUGAGGAAUUCACCCAAAGCUUCACCAAAACCAUCUCCUAUGCAAUCUCCAAUGCCAUCUCCAAAGCUGACUUCCAAAAGAGGAACAGUGGGAGGUUUGACGCCACCACCUCCACCACCACCCCCAGGGGGCGCACCUCCACCUCCCCCUCCACCCAUGCUAGACAUUGACUUGUUGAAAAACUCACUCACACCUGUGUCACAGAGGAAAGUGGAUGGGAAAGGCCCAGGCGGCAGUAAAAACUCAAGGGACCAACUGCUGGCUUCGAUCAGAACAAGCAAUAUUAAUCAACUUAAAAAGGUACCUGUCCCAAAGUGGCUGCAAUAAAUGACUUCUGGAAUAAAACAUAAAGAAGAGGGAGAAUACGCCUCUCACCACAGGCCAAAAACUUCAAUUUUUUCUUUUUUUUCUUUUAGACUUAUAAUGUUGAAACAUCAUAAACAGGCUGCUUUGCAUGUUCACUCUGAGAAGAUAACCAACAAAAAACUAUGAGAGUUCUUCAAUUUAAAGAUUUGCAUAGGACAAGAACUAUGCAAUAUGUGAACUAUAUGUGGCUGACUACAUAAAACGCCUGUUAUUGAACAAGUAUAAUCAGUAAUGACAAAUUACUGUUAUUGGACUUCUGCCAAUCCUCACUAUGAGUUCUCCCUUAAACACUGGACCAAAUGAUUGUGGAGAAUGAGUGAAGAAUAUAUAAUGUGUGUUUGUCAUAAUGUUUGCGCAUAUGAAUAUUUGCACUAGAAUAUAAAAUGAAUCAGAUUAUAUAAUAGUAUGUAUCUAAAUGUGGUUAAUAGUGCACUAGCUUACUACAGUAAAAUUGUGAUAUUAUCAGUGUUAUUGAUAGCAGGACUAUUUAUUUGCAGAGUCGAAAGUUAUUAAGAUUGGGAAUCAUAUAUUUGGAAUGGGAAAAUCAGGGAAUUUACCAACAUUGAAAAUUUUAGAUCAUACUGUGCAAAAUCGUCUCAAGACAUUUUAGUUGAUACUGGAGACAUUUUCAAGACAACAUGGGUUGAUAAAUCAUCAGAAAUGCAGAACACACUGGAAAAAGUAACUGGUGUGUAUCAAUCAGUAUUACUGGUGUGGUAAGGGAUACAGUCAUAAAUCCUUGGAAUUUGAAUGUAAUAUGGAAUCCUAUGUCUUAAGUCAUAGCUGUUUGUUAACUUUGAUUUUCUUUGAUUGUAAUCCCUCAUUCAUCUGGGAGUGGUCCAUAUACUAUGUCACCUAAAAAUGUGCUGAGCAGAGAAUGAUAUAUGAGAAUGAUUGUUUUAGUGU
Periophthalmus magnuspinnatus is the source of this 3229-nucleotide messenger RNA. RefSeq names its product leiomodin 1b (smooth muscle) (gene lmod1b). Gene Ontology annotation, biological process: muscle contraction; pointed-end actin filament capping; myofibril assembly. Lineage: Eukaryota; Metazoa; Chordata; Actinopteri; Gobiiformes; Gobiidae. The transcript is spliced from 3 exons. The coding region runs from base 266 to 2284 and encodes 672 amino acids. Gene Ontology annotation, cellular component: striated muscle thin filament; myofibril. The record is from RefSeq and is a predicted model, not a curated record. Gene Ontology annotation, molecular function: tropomyosin binding; actin binding.